Molecule: messenger RNA, 812 nt
Organism: Prosopis cineraria
Lineage: Eukaryota; Viridiplantae; Streptophyta; Magnoliopsida; Fabales; Fabaceae
Product: pathogenesis-related protein 1-like
Exons: 3
Coding region: 48-623 (191 amino acids)
Cellular component (GO): extracellular region
Source: RefSeq, a predicted model, not a curated record
UUACCAAACAACACAACAAAAGACAAACAAAUUAAAAACAAGAAGAGAUGAGAUCCGCAUCAUCGUCAUCGAACAUAAACAAUGUUCUCGCCAUCUUCGCCGUCGUGUGUUUACUCACGACGUCGUUCGCUGUCGCAGCCCACGGCCAGGCUGAAGAUCAACAGGACCCGCCACAAGAACAAAAGCCAGCCAAGGCUCCUGGAUCUGGCAGCACUCCUAAGGCGUGGCUGGACGCACACAACGAGGCCCGGGCCGAGGUGGGCGUGCCACCGUUGGUGUGGAAUGAGAGCCUGGUGGAAUACGCUCAGAAAUAUGCGGAUUCGAGGUACGAGAAGUGCGAGUUCGAGCACUCGAUGGGGCCAUACGGCGAGAACUUGGCGAUGAAUUACGAGGAAAUGGAAGGGUCGGAUGCUGUCAAGUUCUGGUGCACUGAGAAGGCGGACUACGACCACGCCACCAACACUUGCCGGACCGGUGAGUGGGAGUGUGGACACUACACGCAAGUGGUGGCUCGCAAGACCAUAUCUGUUGGGUGUGCCAAGGCUAAGUGCAGGAACAAUUGGAUGUUCGUGAUUUGUAGCUAUUACCCUGUGGGUAACAUUGAAGGAGAAAAGCCUUACUGAUCAUACGUGUAUUUCUUAAACAAGCUUAAUUAUGCUUCUUUCUGAAGCUGUGCUUCGUAAAUAAAAAGAAGACAGCUCGAGAGUGCGCACGCUUGUAAAAUAAUAACGUAACCAGGAUCGUGUGUUGGAUUAGUUUGUCUUUAUUUUCAUCAACAAUUCAUUUAUAUAUGCCGUGUCCGUUAUUAGACU